GGAUUCUGAAUGAAAAUAUAAGAUGAAAAAAUACGACUCUUCUUUUUUUUUCUUCUUCUUCUUCUUCUUCCUACCUACGUCCUCCUCCUCGUUUACCUUUCUCGUCGUUGCUAACAUGCGCACAUCAUCCUUCUGCUUAUCCUGCGCCCCCUUCCUCCCCUGCAUUUGCAUGAUCACUACAAAUCUCUUCAUCUGAUUUUGAACUCACGAGUUGCUCUUGAAAGUGGCUGCUUGAAGAUAUCAGAAGAGGCUUUAUUCUGGAAAUGCACAGUAAAAGCAUGGAAGCUAUGUGUGGUUCAACCCUGCAGUUUUUUCCAUGGACUGGUUGUGAUAGAAUUGGAGGGAAACCGCAUGCGGCGGUGGGAGGAAUGAUGCUUAAUCUAAGUAUUAGGAAAAAAUCUGGCAUGAAUUGGAUAGAUUUAAGCAAAUCAGCAUGUACAAGAACUUCACCUGGGCAGAGAAAGUUUUUGGUGCUUUCACACGGUCGUAAGGAUUGUCUUGAGUCUUCAACAAUUGAAUUGGGAAACUUGUAUGCAUCUUUUGAUAAAAAUUGUUUGCUGAAGAGGAAAGCUAGAGAAGUUGCUUCAUGCCUAAAUGGACGCUGUAUAUUUCUUGUCGGGAUGAUGGGCUCUGGAAAAACGACAGUGGGCAAAGUUUUGGCUGAGGCGCUGGGUUAUUCUUUUGUUGACAGUGAUUGCUAUGUGGAGCAGGCUAUUGGUGGAGAGUCUGUGGCUCAAAUAUUUAACCAGUAUGGUGAGAAAUUCUUCAGAGAUAAUGAGAGUGAGGCACUGCAGGAGCUGUCCUUAAUGCCCCAACAAGUUGUUGCUACAGGCGGUGGUGCAGUAGUUCAGCCUAUCAAUUGGCAUUAUAUGAAGCAGGGGGUUACUGUUUAUUUAGAUGUACCUCUUGAUACAUUGGCAAGGAGGAUUGCUGCUGUUGGAACUUAUUCUAGACCUCUUUUGCAUUUUGAUUCAGGCGACGCUUACACUGCGGCAUUUGUUGGACUAUUUACUCUUUCAAAAAAGAGAUCUGAUGCAUAUGCCAAUGCUGAUGCUAGGGUUUCCCUCUAUCAUCUUGCUGCCAAUCUGGGUCUUGAAGAUAUGUGUGAUCUCACACCAAUCGCCAUAGCAAUGGAGGUUCUUGUACAGAUUGGGAAGCAUCUAAAAGGAAAAUAGCAAUAUGUCAACGUCAAUGCUUUCUUAAUAGCUGGAUUUCUGGGUUUCUGUUUGAAUUUAUUUUCUGUAAACCCUUUCUGGAAAACAUGUUAUAGGCUAUUCUUUUGUAUUGUUUUUCAGAUUAAAUGUAUAGUUAAAAGAUGAAUAAAUGUGUCAAGUUUCAACUACACAUGAUAAGGGCAUCCAAAAGGGUCUGUUUUCAUAGACCUUAAAAUGUUAUGAAACUCAUGCCUCUUGGCAGUUAUUUGAUAUAUAAUUCCUAGUAGUAGUGGUAUAAAUAUGAAUGCAUGCAGUAGUUUUAGUCCAAGAAAAAUUAAGAGAGAAGUUUGAAAAUAAAUUUCCCUUUCAGAUGAAGGAAAUUGUUUCCCCAAAUAGGAAAUAAAAGGUAUCUUUACAAAGCAAUUCAAAGUCUAGAUUUUCUAUUGUACAGAAAAUGUAUGCAAGCCUUGUAUAAAUUCUACUCUACUUUCUAGUAUCAAUUUGCAGGAAAUGUUAACCCAUCACGGUCUAUGCUGCACUUCGAAAAAUUCUACUUCUUGCGUAGUUUGUCAAGCGGAGAAAACAAGAAAAAUUGUGGCCGCAUCACUGAAACUUGAUUUGGCAUCACAAGAACAUCCUUCGGAUAGUCCUAGCAGUGGCACGAGAGAUCAGUCUUCCAACCAGAUCAGAUGGCAUGCGAAGCAACUGCUGUUGCGAUUCUUGUGGGAGCUGCGACAAAUACUCAUGGUGAUAGUUAUAUAGUUGGCGAAAAUAAGCACGUAUUUCCUUGAUAAACAAAGAUGCUCUAGUAAAUAAACAUGAGUUCGAAAG
Messenger RNA from Rubroshorea leprosula, 1985 nucleotides. Lineage: Eukaryota; Viridiplantae; Streptophyta; Magnoliopsida; Malvales; Dipterocarpaceae. The record is from the annotation of a GenBank genome assembly.